This is a messenger RNA of Python bivittatus (Burmese python), 5001 nucleotides long. The record is from RefSeq and is a predicted model, not a curated record. NCBI's taxonomy places the organism in Eukaryota, Metazoa, Chordata, Lepidosauria, Squamata, Pythonidae.
UGUUGUGUGAAAUCAACAAUUGUGGCUAUCUUUAGCACAAAUUCUGAAUUUGACCAAUGUAACGAUUUUUCUCAUAAGGGAAUUGCUUCACCUUGAUUGGUUUGUUAUAAACUAAAGCUCCUUUCUACCUUUGAAUCUGAAGUGUUUGACAGUUCUAAAUCUAUUAUUUCUUCUAAGAUGCUGUGACUCUACAAGUGAUAUUUUAACUGCCUCAGCUAAACAGUAAUGGUGCUUUUUAAAUCCUGAAAUAUCUGCUGUACUAAAAAGAUCUGUGUUCUGUAAAAUCUUAUCAAAUCUUUUUCUGUAUAUUCUUUUUUAAGGACACCAGAGAUUUCUUAAGGAAAAAUUCAAGCUCAGCUUCAUUGGACUCUUCUUCAGAUGAGUCCUCUUCAGUACAAGCUUCGAAAACUGUGUUUCCUUCAGGAUCAAGCUCUGAUAAAACCAUUGUCACAAAAAGCCAGCUCAGUCUUUCAGCAUAUUCUAACUCUACAACUUUAUUAGGAAUAGCCAAUCAUAAAUAUCCUAGGAAACGGAAAAGAAUUUCCUCAAAAACAGAUACAAAAAAUUUAGAAAAUGUUCAGACAUUGAAUAAACACAAUAUUAGUAACUUGCAAGUCCUCCAUAAUGCUGAUUACUCAAAAGACAGAAUAUCUCCUGACGAGAAUUUCCUGCCACCUGAUAUAUAUCUGUCUGGGAGUGACUUGCCCAUUUCAGUAGAAAAAUGUGAAGCUGAAGAAAAUGAAAAUAAAACAUAUGGAUACAUUAUAAAUAAAAAUGACCAAAUCCAAAUUUCAGAUACUACAGAAAGGCAAUUGCAUACAUUUACUCCUCAUAUUUAUUUAGAAACAGGAAGAAUGAAUGCUUCUGCAGUUCCUUCAGAAAAAUUUGCUGAGCAGCUUGGAUCUUCCUUGAGUGAUUGUGACAACGUAGACAGUGAUGAAGAGGCACUCAUCCCUCUUGAAGAAAUACUGUCCCAGGGUAUCAGGACAGCUGCAAAAAGCUCAGAAGAAGCUAUGGAUCAGAAUGAAAUAGAAAGCACAAUUUCUGCAACACAUAAUGCUUCUCUUUCUAAACCUGUUGUUGAAUGUGGAGUCUCAUUCAUGAAUCAUCUGGAACAUCUCCUGAAAGAGAAAGAAGAGUUAAGGAGGGUAGAUGAACUAGAGAACCAAUUACAGCAAGUCAAAGGGAUAGCUGAAAUAAACUCUCCACUUGAAGAUCAAUCUACUGAUGGUGAACUAUCUGCUGAACAUAGAGAAUUUAUAGAAAGAUACUCAUUCAGCCAUGAUGCCAUUCCUGACCAGCACCCAGGAGAAAACAUAUUUCAAAUAGCGAAUGCUGGGAAAAUCUUCAACCAGAAUAAUCUUGAUUUGAGAAACUUUGAUUUUCAUCCUCAAAAUCCGAUUGAACAAUAUCUUGUUAGAUGGGGAAUAACACAGCAGCUUUUUGUAAUUAUUGAAGGCUUACUUGUAUCUACUUACCAUAAUUCUUCUUGUCCUGUACCAAUUUUAAAAUGGAUGUUUCAGAUGAUGUCAAUUCAUCCAGAUAGCUCACUUUCAAGAAAAAUUUUGGAUAUGUUGAUGAUACUAACAAUUAGAAAUGUUUCUGAUGACAAUAACCAACAAAAGCCAUGGAUUCCAUCAUUAUUUGAUAUAACAGCUGUGUUAAUCAAUAUGGGUAGUUCCUUCAAUGUGCUAUUUCCUCUACAAAAGUAUCAGCCUAACUUUACUGAAAAUAAUAUAAUGUCUAAGAUGCAUGUAACUGUGAGGAAACAAUCGAACGGAGACAUCUGUAUAAACCCAACAACUUUCUUUCUUCUAAUAGAGAGCAAUCUUUGCAAUAUAGCAAAGUUUCUACGACUCUGUAUAACUGUGUGCCCAGAAGAAUAUACGGACAGAGAAAUAUUUAUGUUGCUAUUGCUACUAUUUAAACUGAGUUUGGAAACAGAGCUGAAGCAAUUUCCACUAGUAGACUUGGAGUGCCUUAUUAUAAAAUUGUUGGAAAAUAUCAGAGACUGGGAUACUGAGAAGAUGUCUGAGUUAUCCUCGGCAAUAAGUUGUCUAUCCAACCACCAUCAUAAUCUGUUGUGGCUUGUUCAGUUUGUCCCCAGUUGGACAACCCGUGGAAGACAAAUAAAACAACAUCUUAGCUUGGUAAUAAUCCUAAAGCUUCUUAAAAACCAUGUGGAAAUACCCAGUAACCAUGAUGAACAGAUGUCCCUUCUAUGUGAGGAGCUAGUGAAGAUGAAACCUUCAAAUCUGUUAAAGAGUCUGUCAGAAACUUCAGAACAUCAUGAUGGUCUUAAAAAUCCUUUUCUUUCUCAAUCUGAGCCCCAGGCCUAUUACCUGACUUAUGUUCUUCUUCACUUGGUUAGGGAAGCUAGCAAUUCUGAGCGUACAAAUUCCAAUCAAAGAAAAUGGCUGUUGAAACUCUGUAGCACCCUGGAAAAACAUGUAAAGUGUGAUAUUAGGGAAGAUGUCAGACUGUUUUACAGAACUAAGGUAAAAGACUUAGUUGCUAGAAUGUACAGCAAAUGGCAGCAAAUGAUACACCAUUCUCAGCUUAUUCAGGGGCAGAUCCAUGACUUUUGGGCCCCAGAUUCUUAACAAAUAUGGAUCAGACUGGAUGAUCAAGUGUCUAAGAAAGUGAGCAGGAAGACUACACUAUUGUAUAAGGAGAAGCAGUCUUGUAAAGUGCACUUAACUUCCCCCAAUAACUUAAUUGAGCAAAUUUAGUAAUUAAAACUGUAUUUUUUUAAAAAUCCAUUUGACAUUGGGAAGGUUGCCCUUUUCUACAUGAUAACAUAAUAUCUGAAUUGGAUGAAUACAUUUUUUAAAAAUCAGGGUAGGCUUACUUUGUUCUUUUUUACAACAAAUAUGGUUCUUACAUUCCUACUGUGGAGCAGAAUUUAGAAAACGUUGCUGCUUGUUUUCAAUAUUGAGGAUGCUUCUCUGCUGACUUUACAACAGUAUCAUUUAUAUGGAUGUGGCUCCUAACUUGCAUUAUUAGCAUAUCUAAUGUUGGCUUUUGAAAUGGAAACAGUAAUUUGAUGGAUGAACACAUACAGCCCUACAAAAAUUUGGAAGCAAGUUGUAAUUUAUUCUGAUAGAGCUUACUUCCAAGUAAAUGUGAAUAGUCUGUAGCUUUAUAUUCAUAUUAAAGGGGUUAAGAAAGCAGACCCAGCAAGUCCAUAUUGUUCAAAUGUUUAAGAAAGGUUCAUGGUUGGUCAUACAUAGCAUUCAGGUAUUCAUAGAUAACACAUGCUAAUAAUCUUAUGCAAUAGUUUGGUCAUUCUUUUGUAUAAGAAUUCAUGUAUUCCUCUGUUUAUAUCACUUUGGACUAUGUAUAUGUAUUAUGUCUAUGACAUGAACAUAAAAUAUAUAGUCCAUAAGUUUCAGUCUUAAUGUUACUUAAUAUGAAUGUAUAUAUUUGUGUGUAUGUAUAUAUGUAUAUACAAUUUGUGUGCAGUUUUAUAAUCUGAACACUUGCACUGCCAUAUCUGUGAAUAAACAAAAUUUUAGAAGCCAUAAAAAUUAAAUGCUAUAGAAAUAGUAUAUAUAAAACAUUUGACUUUUAUAUUUAUGUUUAAAUCAAGAUAUUUGUGUCAAGUAAUGACAAAGUAAAUCGUAUAAGUUGGUAUUUUCUAAGUGUGCAAUAAGCACAGGUAAAUCAUUCGGAAUUUUUAUCUUUAUUCAGUGGGUGGUGGUUUGUACCUCAGAAAUGUAAUCUGUUUCUUAUUUUUAAUGCUGUUGAGAGUUUCAUUAAUUCCAAUAUAAAGUUUGGGUGGAAAAUGCUAUUUUAGAAGGAAUAAUUAGGGGCUUUUUAAAAUUCAGAUGGGGUAGAUUUUAUUGAUUCUUCCUGCAUUCUGUGCCUGAUAUACGAAAGAAGCCCUAUGUGCAAUUAGAAAUAAUUUCUGCUCUCAUGAGACAUUGCGCUCUUCCUCUGUAUCUCUUGGCUGCAGCACCUCGGAUUGCACUGAAAGCUGUUCUAGAAGAUGUAAUAAUUGCAAAGAGCAGCAUUUCUAGGAAGAAACCAAUCCUAAUAGAAGCAACCUGGUAUAUCUGCAUAUUCCGGCUGUGGGGAUUCUUUUUCUUACAUUGUACUUUUGAAUGUACUGUUGUGCCAAACUUUUGAAGAGAAUACAGAAAACAACACUUCAGUCACAAUGUAUAUUGUGUAUAUUAUGUAAUGCAUGGUAUAUAUAAUACACAUUAUGUAUAUUAUGUAUAUUGUGUAAUAUCUGUAUAUCGUGUGAAGAAAUACAAUUUGUUCUUUUUUUACAGUUUUUCAGGAAUACUCAGAUGAAAUUCCCAAUUUAGCUACUUUUAAAAUGUAAAUUAAAUGCAAGAAUAAAAUCUAAAUUAACAUUGAUUACGUCUCUAAAAUUCACAGUACGUUACAAAUAUGUCAUUUUCAACAUAAUCUAACAAAACAGAUAUAAUGAGCAGAAUCCCCCCCCCCUUUUCAAAAAUAAAACUUCAACUGAAGUGUAUUACAGCAUUCCAGGCUAAUUCAUUCCAGUUGUUUAUAUGUGUUUAUAUUCCUAAAUACUAAGAUAACAGGCAUGUUAGUACAACUUCAGUUCUUAUAAACUAUAUAAGAGUAAUCUCUCCAAAAAUGUUAUUUAUAGAUCAGACUUCCCCUGCUAUACCUCCAAGUUCUUGGUGCUCUUAAUAUUAAAAUUCUGUUUUGUUUUAUCUUGAAUUGGCAUUUUUGGAAUUAAAUGUGAAGUGCUACACAGCCCAACUUGAGAUCUACAUAUUAAUGUAUUGCUUGAAUGGGACUUAAAUUAUAAAGUAUUUGAUUCUUACUUUAAUAAGAUAUAUGGUUUUCCACUAACCAUGGUUAAAAUGUUCUAAGAAAAGCUAAUCCAAAAAGUAGAGAAGCAUAAACGAAUGAAAACACAGUACAGUACACUUGCUAUGGUUGUGCUUUGGUUGGCACAAAUUUUCCUAACUUGGUUAUCUCCAUAUGUGUUGGACUUUAACUCACAUAGUUCUCAUG